AUGGCCCGCACGCAGCACGCGCGCCUGCCCAUCGCAUGCACUCUUAGCUCCUGGCGGCACCUCGUGGCCCGCACGCAGCACGCGCGCCUGCCCAUCGCAGUGCACUCUCAGCUCCUGGCGGCACCUCGUGGCCCGCACGCAACACGCGCGCCUGCCCAGCGCAGUGCACUCUCAGCUCCUGGCGGCACCUCGUGGCCCGCACGCAGCACGCGCGCCUGCCCAGCGCAGUGCACUCUUAGCUCCUGGCGGCACUUCGUGGCCCGCACGCAGCACGCGCGGUUGCCCAGCGCACUCCUGGUGGCACCUCGUGGCCCGCACGCAGCACGCGCGCCUGCCCAGCGCAGUGCACUCUCAGCUCCUGGCGGCACCUCGUGGCCCGCAUGCAGCACGCGCGCCUGCCCAGCGCAGUGCACUCUCAGCUCCUGGCGGCACCUCGUGGCCCGCACGCAGCACGCGCGCCUGCCCAGCGCAGUGCACUCUCAGCUCCUGGCGGCACCUCGUGGCCCGCACGCAGCACGCGCGCCUGCCCAGCGCAGUGCACUCUCAGCUCCUGGCGGCACCUCGUGGCCCGCACGCAGCACGCGCGCCUGCCCAGCGCAGUGCACUCUCAGCUCCUGGCGGCACCUCGUGGCCCGCACGCAGCACGCGCGCCUGCCCAGCGCAGUGCACCCUCAGCUCCUGGCGGCACCUCGUGGCCCGCACGCAGCACGCGCGCAGCACGCGCGCCUGCCCAGCGCAGUGCACCCUCAGCUCCUGGCGGCACCUCGUGGCCCGCACGCAGCACGCGCGCCUGCCCAGCGCAGUGCACCCUCAGCUCCUGGCGGCACCUCGUGGCCCGCACGCAGCACGCGCGCCUGCCCAGCGCAGUGCACCCUCAGCUCCUGGCGGCACCUCGUGGCCCGCACGCAGCACGCGCGCCUGCCCAGCGCAGUGCACUCUCAGCUCCUGGCGGCACCUCGUGGCCCGCACGCAGCACGCGCGCCUGCCCAGCGCAGUGCACUCUCAGCUCCUGGCGGCACCUCGUGGCCCGCACGCAGCACGCGCGCCUGCCCAGCGCAGUGCACUCUCAGCUCCUGGCGGCACCUCGUGGCCCGCACGCAGCACGCGCGCCUGCCCAGCGCAGUGCACUCUCAGCUCCUGGCGGCACCUCGUGGCCCGCACGCAGCACGCGCGCCUGCCCAUCGCAGUGCACUCUCAGCUCCUGGCGGCACCUCGUGGCCCGCACGCAGCACGCGCGCCUGCCCAGCGCAGUGCACCCUCAGCUCCUGGCUGCACCUCGUGGCCCGCACGCAGCACGCGCGCCUGCCCAUCGCAGUGCGCCCUCAGCUCCUGGCGGCACCUCGUGGCCCGCACGCAGCACGCGCGCCUGCCCAUCGCAGUGCGCCCUCAGCUCCUGGCGGCACCUCGUGGCCCGCACGCAGCACGCGCGCCUGCCCAUCGCAGUGCGCCCUCAGCUCCUGGCGGCACCUCGUGGCCCGCACGCAGCACGCGCGCCUGCCCAUCGCAGUGCGCCCUCAGCUCCUGGCGGCACCUCGUGGCCCGCACGCAGCACGCGCGCCUGCCCAUCGCAGUGCGCUCUUAGCUCCUGGCGGCACCUCGUGGCCCGCACGCAGCACGCGCGCCUGCCCAUCGCAGUGCGCUCUUAGCUCCUGGCGGCACCUCGUGGCCCGCACGCAGCACGCGCGCCUGCCCAUCGCAGUGCGCUCUCAGCUCCUGGCGGCACCUCGUGGCCCGCACGCAGCACGCGCGCCUGCCCAGCGCAGUGCACUCUCAGCUCCUGGCGGCACCUCGUGGCCCGCACGCAGCACGCGCGCGUGCCCAGCGCAGUGCACUCUCAGCUCCUGGCGGCACCUCGUGGCCCGCACGCAGCACGCGCGCCUGCCCAGCGCAGUGCACUCUCAGCUCCUGGCGGCACCUCGUGGCCCGCACGCAGCACGCGCGCCUGCCCAGCGCAGUGCACUCUCAGCUCCUGGCGGCACCUCGUGGCCCGCACGCAGCACGCGCGCCUGCCCAGCGCAGUGCACUCUCAGCUCCUGGCGGCACCUCGUGGCCCGCACGCAGCACGCGCGCCUGCCCAGCGCAGUGCACUCUCAGCUCCUGGCGGCACCUCGUGGCCCGCACGCAGCACGCGCGCCUGCCCAGCGCAGUGCACUCUCAGCUCCUGGCGGCACCUCGUGGCCCGCACGCAGCACGCGCGCCUGCCCAGCGCAGUGCACUCUCAGCUCCUGGCGGCACCUCGUGGCCCGCACGCAGCACGCGCGCCUGCCCAGCGCAGUGCACUCUCAGCUCCUGGCGGCACCUCGUGGCCCGCACGCAGCACGCGCGCCUGCCCAGCGCAGUGCACUCUCAGCUCCUGGCGGCACCUCGUGGCCCGCACGCAGCACGCGUGCCUGCCCAGCGCAGUGCACUCUCAGCUCCUGGCGGCACCUCGUGGCCCGCACGCAGCACGCGCGCCUGCCCAGCGCAGUGCACUCUCAGCUCCUGGCGGCACCUCGUGGCCCGCACGCAGCACGCGCGCCUGCCCAGCGCAGUGCACUCUCAGCUCCUGGCGGCACCUCGUGGCCCGCACGCAGCACGCGCGCCUGCCCAGCGCAGUGCACUCUCAGCUCCUGGCGGCACCUCGUGGCCCGCACGCAGCACGCGCGCCUGCCCAGCGCAGUGCACUCUCAGCUCCUGGCGGCACCUCGUGGCCCGCACGCAGCACGCGCGCCUGCCCAUCGCAGUGCACUCUCAGCUCCUGGCGGCACCUCGUGGCACCUCGUGGCCCGCACGCAGCACGCGCGCCUGCCCAUCGCAGUGCGCCCUCAGCUCCUGGCGGCACCUCGUGGCCCGCACGCAGCACGCGCACCUGCCCAUCGCAGUGCGCUCUUAGCUCCUGGCGGCACCUCGUGGCCCGCACGCAGCACGCGCGCCUGCCCAUCGCAGUGCGCUCUUAGCUCCUGGCGGCACCUCGUGGCCCGCACGCAGCACGCGCGCCUGCCCAUCGCACUCCUGGCGGCACCUCGUGGCCCGCACGCAGCACGCGCGCCUGCCCAUCGCAGUGCGCUCUUAGCUCCUGGCGGCACCUCGUGGCCCGCACGCAGCACGCGCGCCUGCCCAUCGCAGUGCGCUCUUAGCUCCUGGCGGCACCUCGUGGCCCGCACGCAGCACGCGCGCCUGCCCAGCGCAGUGCACUCUCAGCUCCUGGCGGCACCUCGUGGCCCGCACGCAGCACGCGCGCCUGCCCAGCGCAGUGCACUCUCAGCUCCUGGCGGCACCUCGUGGCCCGCACGCAGCACGCGCGCCUGCCCAGCGCAGUGCACUCUCAGCUCCUGGCGGCACCUCGUGGCCCGCACGCAGCACGCGCGCCUGCCCAGCGCAGUGCACUCUCAGCUCCUGGCGGCACCUCGUGGCCCGCACGCAGCACGCGUGCCUGCCCAGCGCAGUGCACUCUCAGCUCCUGGCGGCACCUCGUGGCCCGCACGCAGCACGCGCGCCUGCCCAGCGCAGUGCACUCUCAGCUCCUGGCGGCACCUCGUGGCCCGCACGCAGCACGCGCGCCUGCCCAGCGCAGUGCACUCUCAGCUCCUGGCGGCACCUCGUGGCCCGCACGCAGCACGCGCGCCUGCCCAGCGCAGUGCACUCUCAGCUCCUGGCGGCACCUCGUGGCCCGCACGCAGCACGCGCGCCUGCCCAGCGCAGUGCACUCUCAGCUCCUGGCGGCACCUCGUGGCCCGCACGCAGCACGCGCGCCUGCCCAUCGCAGUGCACUCUCAGCUCCUGGCGGCACCUCGUGGCACCUCGUGGCCCGCACGCAGCACGCGCGCCUGCCCAUCGCAGUGCGCCCUCAGCUCCUGGCGGCACCUCGUGGCCCGCACGCAGCACGCGCACCUGCCCAUCGCAGUGCGCUCUUAG
This is a messenger RNA of Schistocerca gregaria, 3894 nucleotides long. RefSeq lists its product as uncharacterized. The transcript is spliced from 4 exons. The record is from RefSeq and is a predicted model, not a curated record. NCBI's taxonomy places the organism in Eukaryota, Metazoa, Arthropoda, Insecta, Orthoptera, Acrididae. The coding region runs from base 1 to 3894 and encodes 1297 amino acids.